CAAAACAGUUAUUUCAAUAAGCUUCUGAUUACAGAAAUGUUCAAUUCGGCGAGGCUCAACCUAAAAUCAAGCCUCCGCCGCUACUCGACGGCGAUUAAUCGCCGCCGUAUCGAGGACGAAGGCGACUGGUUUUACUCCUCAGAGUGGUGGGACAGCGGCUCCUCUAACAGCCGCACAGUUUUCCGAGAAGUUUCCGAUACCGGAAACGGCGUCGUUUCUGUGCUAGCUCACCCUUCUUCCAAACCGGACAGAUCGUACUGGCCAAAGACUGAAAAAUGGCUUAAACAGAGGCAUGCAGAGUUAUUUCCAGAUUCUAAAGACGAAGGAGAAUUCCGAGUUAUUGGUUACGAGUGGAGAACACUUCACUUUAAUGACUAUACUCGCGAAAGCACCGUUAAAAUUUUGGCUGCACGUAAUGAAAAAGAACCUGGCUCGUUGUGCUUUAUGCAGCAGGCACACUGUCUAGCUGUACCAUAUGUGAAGAGCAUGGUAUCUGUUGGAUUGGCUACCAUCUUAUUAAGUAGCGGGGAUUUAGUCAAGAAUGCUGUACGAGGCAAGCAAAAUAUGAACGUUUUAUGCAUCGGCCAUGGUGGUGGAAGCCUGCCGUUGUUUCUCGCUAGUAAAAUUCCAGGUGCUAUAGUUCACACAGUUGAAAUAGACCCUACUGUAAUCUCAGCUUCAAUCCAAGCAAUGGGGUUUCCUUCUUACUCAGUCGUGACAUCAUCUGGUAAACGGGCUUAUCCAAAACCAAACCCUCUCGACAAGUUACUCUGGAAAGGCACCCACGAAAGGCUACUCUUGUUCAAUUCCGAUGCCGAGAAGUUCAUUCUCGAGAGCACUGAUAUGUAUGACAUCAUCUUUAUCGAUGCCUAUGACGGCGAAGACAUUUUUCCACACAAGUUAUGGGAACCCAAUUCUCCGUUUUUACGGAAUCUGGGUGAUAGGCUUCACCCAGAUCAUGGAACAGUUGUGGUGAAUCUGCACACGGAUGCUGAUUUCGUUGAAGACGACUCACUGAGUCAACCGGGUUUAUCCUCUUUGCCGAUGGGAAGACACGUGUCGAAAGUGUGCGGUGCUUAUAAAGAUGCUCUGUUAGGGAAGGGUAGUUCUGGUAAUGGUUUUGCUUACACGGUUUCUGUGCCUUGGGUGUGUAAUACUUCUCUUGUUGUGUGUAGAGGUUUUGUGGGGCCUGAGGAAAGUUCGAUAUCGAAUUUGGUUUUGAACAGUCUAAUGUGCAAAGCUCUUGAAGUUGAGAAACUUGUUGAAAUGCCGUUUUCGUGUUUGCAGUAUAUAAAAGGAGGUUUUACUCUCGUGUGACUAAAUCACCCGUGAAAAGUGGCUCUCGAGUAUUUGUAGCACAUUGCAUGCGUGUUGUCGCAUCUGUGUUUUGAGAACAUGGAAGCAUUGGGUUUUGCCGUUUAGGCUGAAAUCUAGUAUAUCUACAUAGAGAAAUGUUUGAUAUUAUCUAUUUAUUUCCCUCGUACACUGUGUAUAUAUCAAUUAUGAUAAAGAGAAAAGAAAUAAACAUUUUGAGGAAAAA
Messenger RNA from Erythranthe guttata (spotted monkey flower), 1540 nucleotides. Its product is annotated as S-adenosyl-L-methionine-dependent methyltransferases superfamily protein. The record is from RefSeq and is a predicted model, not a curated record. NCBI's taxonomy places the organism in Eukaryota, Viridiplantae, Streptophyta, Magnoliopsida, Lamiales, Phrymaceae.